Molecule: messenger RNA, 1272 nt
Organism: Botrytis fragariae
Lineage: Eukaryota; Fungi; Ascomycota; Leotiomycetes; Helotiales; Sclerotiniaceae
Product: putative na+ h+ protein
Exons: 2
Coding region: 1-1272 (423 amino acids)
Biological process (GO): proton transmembrane transport
Cellular component (GO): membrane
Molecular function (GO): antiporter activity
Source: RefSeq, a predicted model, not a curated record
AUGGCUAUGAAAUUCGAUAGUAUUGAAGGUUCAGGAUAUCCAACCGCAUUAGCAGCUUUUUCAGCAGGAGUGUCUCUCUGCUCCACAUCCUUAGGGUCAACUUUUAUUAUUCUCGCAUCCGCAAACCUUCAGAAAACACCAAUCGGUACUUUAAUAGCUGGCGCGGCAAUGCUAGAUGAUAUUCUUGUUCUCGUGAUGGUUAAAAUCAUAACAGCACUCGGACAAGGUCAAUCUGAUUCUUGGACAAUUGCCCGUCCUGCCAUAUCUAGUUUGGGUCUUAUUCUUGCCACUUUCUUGCUGACGCCGUUUCUUCUCAAACUUUCGCUUCGCGGUUCCCAUUCAAUAUUUACAUAUCCGAAAGUUGGCCAAGAAACUUUUGGUGAGGAUAUUGAUACCGAGAAGGGAAUUUCGCGACAUACCGGAUUUAUACUAUCGACUUUGAUGCUUAUAGUUCUUGUAACUAUUGCCGCUUGUGUAGAAGGUUCGAUAUUACUCUCUGCAUUCUUAGCUGGUGCUGUGGUGAGACAUACUUGGCAAACUGUGGGUGGUGGAGAGGAUAUAGAUUUGGGUGUGGAUCGACCUACAAUGAUGUUUGAGGAGUAUUACAAGCCUAUUAUAGAUCAUAUAUUAGUGCCUUUCUUCUUCGCAUCAAUAGGUUUCUCCAUCCCCGUCUCCGAAAUGUUUUCCGGUUCCAUCUUGUGGAAAGGAAUCCUCUACGGUUGCUUGAUGUUUCUAGCCAAAGCUUCCGUGGGAGUAGUUGUCUAUUUUGAAUUCUUCGCCACAGAGUGGUCUCACAAUUGGACAGACUCUAAAAAGAUAACACUCCCAAUAGUAGAAGAACUUCCCCAACAAGACGGCUCACCUGAAGAAGUCCCUACAAACAAUAUCGUAAAUCAAAAAUUGAAAAAAGGCCCCCCUCAUCUCGAUGCAAUUAUUGUAGGGUCCACAAUGAUUGCUCGAGGAGGCUUUGGCUUCCUGGUAGCUUCAGAAGCGCAAAGCUCAGGCACCUUAGGUCUUUCCAAAACGCCAAUCAGGAUCCUAAAUAUGCAAGGUCUCUCGCACAAGAUUACCUGGAGAUUCAGAACACUAAAUGUACUCGAAGACCAAAUAUUCUUGGUGAUAAUCUGGGCGUUAGUUCUAUGUACGAUCGUUGGGCCGGUUGUUUCGGGGAUUGCAGUGAGAAGAAAACUGGUUAAGGAGAGGGAAGGAGAGAGAUGCGAGUGUGGGGUUGCCGUUGGGCAGAGAAUUUUCGGGACUGGGGAUGAGGGCUAG